AUGUCUGACAAUACGAUUAGCAAUAACGAGAAUCAAUUUUAUUUAACUUGUUUUAAACCGCUGGCUGUUUGGAUGCGAGUACUCGGCAUCGAGUUGGAUCCGUUUGAUUUACCGAAGCGCAGGAUCUUUUGCGGCCGCUCCUUCAGUGUCUUGAUGUUUUCCAUCACCCUGUUUAGUAAUCUCGCAUGCAUGGCCAAUUCGUUCAAUCAGCAACUCCUGUUCAUCCUACCGAAUUCAAAUGUCAAUGGGUCGGCCAGUGAUUUUUGGACGCUGGUCAUCGAUAUCGGCAGUUCUACCGUCCUGGCCAUCGGCGCCCAUGCCACGCUCCUUGCCAUUCCACAAAAUUCCGAGUGGAGAUCCUUGUGGACCAAUUUGCAACAACUGGCGACUGAAAAUGGCCAACCGUUUUACUCCAAGGCCCGCAAAACUGUUCUAACGUCCCUACUAUUCAUCAUAGCGGAUGGAUGUAAUAACACGAUCCAAGCGAUUUUUUCGGACAUUAAAUUUGAUGACCGUCCGAUGAUAACCAGGUUGGCAGGUUUCGUCUCUUCCUUAACCCAAAUUUAUGGAGUCAGCGGUCUGGUAUUAUUCGCCACCAUCGGCUGGCUAACGUCCGAAGGAUUCGUUCAACAUCGUUAUCAGGUCAUCGCUCUCGAUCCCGCCAUCCGCCCAAAUCCUUCCGUUACUACUUCCGAUCUGAAAAAGUUGAGACGCGAUUUCCUGACGCUCUCCGAAAUUGUUUUGCACAUCGGAAACUGUUUCGGCCCUUUAGUGUUCGUCUGGAUCGUCUACAUCUUCAUCAGCGUCAUCGCCAAUUCGUUUUACCUGGUCAAUAGCGUCCACAUUCGCGUGGAACUUAUGUUGGAGGUGCCCUUUUGGAUUUCCUUAUUAAUAAGGAAUUUGAUCUUUCUUUUCGUGUUGGCAUCCAUUCCAGUUACCCUCCAGCGUGAAUCGUUGAACACCUGGAAAUCGUUACGGAGAAUUAGUUUCGAUGAUCCUUUGCUGCAGUGUCAGUUGGAUACGUUGACGAUGGAAGUCUUGCAAUCACCGACCGAGAUGACGGCCAUGGAUUUAUUUCAAGUCAACUUAACUCUUUUCCCGACGUUGGUGGGGACAACGUUAACCUACUUGAUUAUUCUGAGUCAAUUCCAAUCGAAGUAGCGGUUGCAUCGAGUUCGUUAUUCGACUAACAGGUGGCACCACGAUAUACCUGUGCGUCUCUACCUGUGUGAAAAAGAUAACGCGAAAAUCCCCAAGUGGUCAAUCAUAUCAUAUAUAUCAUGAAAAGGGGUGAACCACGAAAGUCAUAACAUAAAACCUUAAAUUUUUGAUUCACGGAAAUUGCACAAUCAUUUAUUUCCCACAAUUGUAAAACGUUGCUACAGGAUCUAAACAAAUUACACAGCGCAGUGAUGCCUAUGUCUAGCUUCGCCGUUCCGUCUCCCAGGUAAUAAUAUUAUACCUGUGGGCCAAAAGCCACUCGUAACCCGACCGACGUGUGCAGCAGCUGCAUGUCUCGAGAAAGUGAAAGCUGUCCAAAGUCGGCCAGACGAAAAAACAAUAAAAAUAAUCAUCUAUUUAUUCAUUUAUUUAUUUAUUGUCGGAUCCAACCGUCGACGAUGGCCAUAACAAGGGGAAGGGAAUUUUGAUAUUCUAGAAUUGCCCAACAACCAAAUUCCUGAUUUUUUGUUUGUGUUAUCUUUUGCGAAUAACUAGGCGUCUGUAGACUGGUUUUUGUUUUCCUCGGGAAAACCAUGUCCCAACUUUCAAAUAAGUUAUUUAAAAAAAAUUGAAUUUUAAAACUAAUGAAGCACGGCAGCGAUUUAAAAGAAAGCUGCCAAUCUUGUUCAGUUGGAUUUCGGCGAUUUCGGCAGAUCGGAAACAAUUUCUUCCUGGUGAUUGUGUAGGCACGCUCUAAUUAUUUUCUCGAUUGUAGUAGUACAUCAUACCCCAUGAAAUAGCCCGGAAAAUCGUGUCGCCAUCUCAAUUCGCACCGUGUGCAACAGCAUAAGGGCUGCUGCUGCUGAUGUGCUUUUAUGGCACAGUGUAAAACCCGAAGCUCAUGGGACCCAAUUUUGCCACAUGACGCGCAGUUGUUGCCUACGUGUUGACCACAUGGAGCAGCUCAGCAGCAGCUAUACGACCGAAAAACAAGCCGGAGAUCCGGCAUCCUUCACCUCUUUCCUCGAUUGUUUCGUUUGACGUCACAGCUAGUCUCUCUGUUGCUCGAGAAACAACCAGGGAAUGUAUUAUAAAUCUUUUUUGGAAAAACCACUGAACACGGUUAUUGCUUUUGCGGAGAAUUAUUAUAUUGCGCGUACUUUUUCAAGGUGAAUGAAUCAAUAUUGUUUUUCUCCGAUAAUCUUUUCGUCCCUGGAAAUGUCAACAAUAUUUUGAAAAUUGAAAAAAAAACAAAACAAAUUUGUAGGAAAAUGUUAUAUUUUAUUUUCGGACUGUUGAGAGACCUUGAUCGCCCCAUAUUGAAUUUUGGAACGAAAUUUGUGAGUCAUUACAGAAUACGUUAUCUCUCUCUCUCUCUCUAUAAUUUAUACAGUUGUCUUUAGAUUGUGUAUACGUUCAUUCAUUCAUUCCUAUGGGACAACGAGACAUGG
This is a messenger RNA of Daphnia pulicaria, 2612 nucleotides long. RefSeq lists its product as uncharacterized. The record is from RefSeq and is a predicted model, not a curated record. Lineage: Eukaryota; Metazoa; Arthropoda; Branchiopoda; Diplostraca; Daphniidae. Gene Ontology annotation, biological process: sensory perception of taste. The transcript has 5 exons. Gene Ontology annotation, cellular component: dendrite; membrane; axon. The coding region runs from base 1 to 1161 and encodes 386 amino acids.